Molecule: messenger RNA, 1137 nt
Organism: Lolium rigidum
Lineage: Eukaryota; Viridiplantae; Streptophyta; Magnoliopsida; Poales; Poaceae
Product: protein EXORDIUM-like
Exons: 1
Coding region: 29-979 (316 amino acids)
Source: RefSeq, a predicted model, not a curated record
UCCACUAGCAAAGCUCCAAGAAACGAAAAUGGCCGCCACACACACGAGCCACGUCUUCGCGCUCGUGCUGCUGCUGAGCCUCGCUCAUGGCUCCCUCGGAGCCGGCAGGAGGCUGAUGGAGCUGUACACGCCGCAGCCCAGCGAGCUCCUCACGUACCACAACGGCACCGUGCUGCGCGGCGCCAUCCCGGUCUCCGUCCUCUGGUACGGCCGCUUCACGCCGGCGCAGAAGGCCGUCGUCUCCGACUUCCUCCUCUCGCUCACCGCCGCCUCUCCAGCACCAACCCCGUCCGUCUCGCAGUGGUGGGGCACCAUCGACCAGCUCUACCUCUCCAAAGCCAAAGUCACCGCAGCACAAGGCGCGAAGACCAUCACGCAGGUGACGCUCGCGAGGCAGGUCUCCGACGAGCGGUGCUCGCUCGGGAAGAGCCUCAAGCUCUCCCAGCUCCCGGCGCUGGCGGCGCGGGCGAGGCCCGGCAAGGGCGGGAUCGCGCUGGUGCUCACCGCGGAGGACGUGGCCGUGGAGGGCUUCUGCAUGAGCCGCUGCGGCCUGCACGGGUCCGUCGCCGGGGCGCGCGCGGCGUACGUCUGGGUCGGCAACUCCGCGACCCAGUGCCCCGGCCAGUGCGCGUGGCCGUUCCACAAGCCGGUGUACGGGCCCCAGGCGCCGGCGCUGGCGCCCCCGAGCGGCGACGUUGGCAUGGACGGCAUGGUGAUGAACGUGGCGAGCAUGGUCGCCGGCGCCGUCACCAACCCGUUCGGCGACGGGUUCUACCAGGGGCCCAAGGGGGCGGCGCUGGAGGCGUGCACGGCGUGCCCGGGGGUUUAUGGUAGUGGAGCGUACCCCGGGUACGCCGGGAACCUGGCGGUGGACGCCACGACGGGGGCGAGCUACAAUGCCAAUGGCGCGCACGGGAGGAAGUACCUUCUUCCCGCGCUCUUCGACCCGGCCACGUCGACGUGUUCGACCUUGGUCUGAUUACACUCGGAGGGUAUGUAAACUCUGUGAGGAUUUGUAGUGGUGAAAUCAGCAAUCUGUAAACUCUGUGAGGAUAUGUAGUAUAGCACCAGUGUAUAGAGUAUUGGAGUGAUGUGAAGAUCAUGGUAAAAGGUAAAAUGAGAUGUUCUAUUUUGAAA